Clarias gariepinus (North African catfish) is the source of this 1666-nucleotide messenger RNA. RefSeq names its product phospholipase A and acyltransferase 3-like. Gene Ontology annotation, cellular component: cytoplasm. Gene Ontology annotation, biological process: N-acylphosphatidylethanolamine metabolic process. The coding region runs from base 321 to 824 and encodes 167 amino acids. The transcript is spliced from 5 exons. NCBI's taxonomy places the organism in Eukaryota, Metazoa, Chordata, Actinopteri, Siluriformes, Clariidae. The record is from RefSeq and is a predicted model, not a curated record. Gene Ontology annotation, molecular function: A2-type glycerophospholipase activity; glycerophospholipid phospholipase A1 activity.
GCGUGUGAACGCGCGCGCGUGUCUGUGUGGUCAUGUGACCCCACCUCAGCCCUCGGGGUUUACAGGAAGCGCAAACCUGUUGUGCAACAUUUCUUUGCACCUGCAAAGCGCGUGCAUCUCAUCUGCGGUCUGUAACACGCAUCCUGAAGUCACAUCAUCAUCAUCAUCAUCAUCAUUUGCUCCAUUCGAUCUGCACCAAUAAACCGUAGCAGAGAGGUUACAGAGGUGGUGACCCGGCUCUCAGUAAAUAUGACAGGGAGGAGAAACGAAAAGGAAAGUACACUUCUUCUGUCUACAGAUCAUCUUGUCUCUGAUUUACAAUGGCUUCAGGCCAGUUAGAGAAAAAACCACAGCCGGGUGACUUGAUCGAGAUAUUCCGUGGGAUUUACCAGCACUGGGGCAUUUAUGUUGGAGAUGGCUACAUCAUUCACCUGGCACCACCCUGUGAGGUCCCUCAAGCGGGUGCCUACAGCGUGAUGUCCGUGCUAUGUGAUAAGGCAAUAGUGAAAAAAGAGCAGCUCUACGAUGUGGUUGGCGAGGACAAGUACACCGUUAACAAUCUGCUGGAUGAAAAAUACGAGCCACGUCCCAUCGAUGUCAUCCUCCAGGAAGCACACAGGCUUUUGGGACAGGAGCUGCCCUACUGCGUGUUCCGUAGGAAUUGUGAGCAUUUUGUAACAGACUUGCGAUACGGAAAGACAGAGUCACGACAGGUCCGGAAAGUUGUGGAAGUGGGAGUAGGCGUUGCACUUCUCGGUUUUUUUCUUGCAGCUGCAGCAAGCUUUAUUCGCUCGAGAAACAAAGAGGAGCCGCAAAAAAAGUGAGACCUCAUCUUGGGGAGUAGCUUUAAAGACAAACAGCAGCAGGUUUUUGGCCCCGUCCCUAAAGACCUCUUCUAUCCAGUAAACAGCCAACCAUUACUAUGAUCUAAUUCCGCAAUUUAGUUGGAAAAUCUGGAUCCAUAAUCUAAUUUAGUAAAUACUGAAUACGAGACGGUUAAACAUUUCAGAACUCAGUUUGUACGUAGGGAUGAUUUCAUCCUUCUGUUCAACAGUUGGAGUGGCGUUGGGCCUGGAUCUGUAGUUUCUAAGCCAGCUUGUGUCUGAAGUAAAAAGUAACAAUAUUAAAUUGCAUAUAAGGAAAAACAUUUCUGGAUUUCCUACCACCAGAAAGAACACUUAUUUUAGAAGUACAGUUAAAAUGGAAUGGAAAACGUGCGUGCGUGUGUGGCAGCGAGGGUGUGCUUCACACACACACUCUCUGCUCUUCACAGAAACGCUGCUCUGUCGCAAUUCCUUUCAAAGUGUAUAGCAAAACGUGUUAAUGCAAUACAUUUCUGUGAGAAAUACUUUAUUUUCUGGAAAUAUUUCAUGGGUGCCAACAAUUUUGGCCAUGACUGUACUGUAUAUAUUUUUUAAAUAAACAAUAAAAAAAAUAAACUCCCAGAGCUGUUUACCAACAAAAGCAUCCAUACAUUUGAAUCAGUGCAUUGAAGAUCUAGAUGACCUGUGUGACUGUGAUGGGUGUAUCAGUCCAACUGGCAGUAACUGGUUCUGUGCCUAGCUUAACAUUUCUCUUGUUUUCUCCAAGGGUUUAUAUGUUGGUUUACAGUACAUGUUCAUACGUCCAAAUGUUCUUUAACAUGUCUGAAUAAAGUUUAUGUUUA